This is a messenger RNA of Fonticula alba, 2168 nucleotides long. RefSeq lists its product as hypothetical. The transcript has 3 exons. The record is from RefSeq and is a predicted model, not a curated record. NCBI's taxonomy places the organism in Eukaryota, Rotosphaerida, Fonticulaceae. Bases 1 to 2157 code for a protein of 718 amino acids.
AUGUCCUUCCCCUACACCCAGGCCCCCCUCAGCUCCGCCGCAUCAGGCCCCCCCCAGCAAUACCAACCCCAGCCCCAGCCCCAGCACUACCCACACCAGCAGCCGCAUGCUCAGCACUUCCCGACGGCAUAUCCGCCUCAUUAUUACUCCCAGCAAUAUCACCUGCAGCCGUAUGCUGUCCAUCCGGCACAGACCCCCCAUGUCGCCUGCAGCAGCUCGGAGCCCGGCUACUCGAUCCCCAGCACCGGGGACUUCGCCCACAACAUCCCUGGCCCUCUCAAUGCCCCGGCACACCUUCCUCCCGCCUCGUCACUCCAGCCACACAGGCACCAUCAUCCACACCAGCCGCCUCAUGUUCUCCCUCCCCCGCCCCAGGUUCUGCCCCCCCUGCCGCAGCCGCAGCCGCAGCCGCAGCCGCUGGCGCAGGCCGCCGCAUGCUCCGGCAUCCCACCCUCCGCCUUGGGCGCCACGCGGCCGGACUCGGCUCCCGGACGCCUUAUGGCAACCCACACAGACAGCCGGCCUUCCUCACCAAACCCAAGCACCCCGGUCGCCGUGUCUGCGACCGCUGCCCCAGCCGCCGUGACCGGCCCCGCCGGCCGGGCCGCCCGGUCCACUAAAGCCGCCAAGGCCACCAAAGCCACCAAGACCAGCCGCGUGGCGCGAACCGCCUCCGGCCCCAAGGCACCCGAGCGGGCCCAGGCCAAUUCCGGCAACCCCUCUGGCCAGGUGACCCGGGCACCUGGCCGGCGCUCCGACAGCUCGCUCAUCACCUUUACCAAGAAAUACAUUCAUCUGCUGAUGAAGCACCGAGAGCUCACGAUCCCCCGUGCUGCCGAUCUGAUGUCCUCCAACAAACGCCGCAUCUACGAUGUCAUCCGCUACUUGGGGCUCUUCAACAUCGCCUACUACGACAAGUCUCAGGGCCAUGCCAUUUGGGUUGGCCUUGAUGACAUGAGACUGUCCUUCGACCCUGCCACAUACAACCCCGAUGAUCCUGACAAUGACAACCUUGUCGCCAUGAGCGAGGGGUCCGUGUCGCCCCCCCCAUCCGCCGAAAAGCGCCUGAAGGUGCAAGUUAAGGAAGAGCCCACGCCCGCCUCCCUGGUGAAGACCGAAGCGUCGAGCCCCCCGACGACCGGCGAAGCGUCCACUUCCUCAUCCCCGGGCUGGGGUCGCCUCCUGUGGCUCCAGGACCAGAUGGUGGAGGCCAUUGCCACCAUGAAAACCGAGGGCGCCGACAUGGGUGCCGUGGCCACCUUCCUCCAGAGCAUGACCCUUCACUGUCUUGAGCAGGCUGGCGGCCCUGGGGGUGCUCCACCUCAAAUGUUUACCGGGCCGCCGACUGCCCCGGCCAGUGAUCUUGGUUACCACUCCGGCGGAACCCCUGACACCUUGGACACGCCGACCGUCCAGAAUAGCCCCACCACUCCGACUUCCUCGGCAGCCCCUUUCCGCUGCCUGAAGUCCUCGUCGCACUUUGCGGCCGAUGUCGAGGCUCCGCCCAUGGUGUCCGACUGCCCUGGCGUCGGAAUGACCCCCAUUGACCAGCGGCCCCCCCCAGACGGGCCCCGGAAUAUUGGCUCCCUGGCUGCUGGUCCAGCCCGGCUGGCCCACCAGGUGGCGACGCCCCCCUCUUCCGAGCCUGAUGCCCUGCCGCACCCAGAUCUCAAGGCCUCCUCGCUGCUGGCAUCGCCGACGGCCGGCGCAUGUUCCGGCGACCGGCAUCACCUUCCAAUGUUCUUCCACGGCACCCCGGGAACCUGGGGAGCGCCCAUGCCCCAACUCUCGGCAUCCAGUCCACUGCAUUCCCCCUUCCCAAGCACUGCCAGCCCGGCUGGUGUGCACGCAUUCCCCGGCCACAAUGGCCGAUCUCUGGCCGGGACUCCCCUGGCACCUCAGCAACAACAACAACAACAACAGCAGCAGCACCACCAACAUGGUAACACCGCAUGUCUUUCCGAUACCAUGACCACCACCCAACAGUCCGUACGCCCAGCAAUGAAGUCAAGUGGAUCCUCCGCCUUGACAACUGGACCCUUCUCGGAUCUUGCUGCUCCGGCAAUGGCUGGCACUGAUGCCCCGUCGGCCGAAGGGGUCGGUUCCAUGCCGAGCACCACCGAGACAGCUGAGCGUCCCAACCCGUGUCCAUUUUAGUGUCCUUGCAU